AUGCACUCUUUCCAACAGAUCAUCGUCGCCCUCUUCGCGCUGCUCGUGUGCGCCUCGGCUCAGAGCGCUGGGUCCUAUGAGACAACCGUCUACAUGACGUCCACCAUCUACCACCUCAACGUCGUCACUGCGUCCGGCGCCUCGCCCACCGGCAGUGUCGCCAACCAAACCUCGACCAUCCACGCCACGUCUGUCGCCACGUCUGUCGCCCCGUACGCCGUCCCCUCGUACUCUCCCCCCGCCUACUCUGCCGGCCACAAUGGCACCGUCGUCUCCCCCAGCGGCACCCUGUCCAACCCCAGCCCAGCCCAGUUCACUGGCGCCGCAUCGGCCCUCAACGCCAACGCUCUCGUCGCAGCCCUCGUUGCUGGCGUCGGCUACCUCGCCCUGUGA
Molecule: messenger RNA, 393 nt
Organism: Dothidotthia symphoricarpi CBS 119687
Lineage: Eukaryota; Fungi; Ascomycota; Dothideomycetes; Pleosporales; Dothidotthiaceae
Exons: 1
Coding region: 1-393 (130 amino acids)
Source: RefSeq, a predicted model, not a curated record